Messenger RNA from Aureobasidium musti, 2283 nucleotides. The record is from the annotation of a GenBank genome assembly. NCBI's taxonomy places the organism in Eukaryota, Fungi, Ascomycota, Dothideomycetes, Dothideales, Saccotheciaceae.
AUGGAUCACUACGAACCAUCAUCAAGAAACCAACGGACGUAUCCUCAACGCGAUCGCCCACCUCCUCCGUCCUAUCACGACGCGCCUCCUCCACCUUCGGGCCCUCGCGACGUGUUCCAAUUUCGUGGCGCCGCUGCCCGCCCUCCUGCCGACAACUACAGACCCGGUCCUAGAAGAGACGGCUUCAACUUCUCUGCCGGUAACAACGCGCCAUCCUUUGGGCCUUCAGAUGAUUACCCAGGCGCUAGAAGAGCCCCUCCCAAAGACUCACGUCGCAAUGUUCAGCGUCGCGGACGUGGCGGCCGUGGUGCGCCCCGUAGAUUUGGGCCGAAGCCGGCUUACGAACGUGAUCUGAUGCGACACCAGCGCGAACCGACUCCUGAUCAACUGGAAGGCAUGAAUGAAAGCAGAGAGUCCCGCUUCAAGGUGCUCGACGAUCUCUCUGAUAGUGACAGUGAAGACGGCGACGGCGCCAUGGACAUCGAGGCCGACGCUCACCAUCCUGCUGACGCUUCCACCCAGCCUUCGUUCGUCGAUCGUGACAGCCACUCUGAUGAUUCCGAGGACGAGCAUCCCAGAGCCAAGCGUGCUCGAGUCAAGAGUAAGAGUCCCGAAACCGAACAGGCCAAACCCAAAUGGUCAAAUCCUGAUCCUUACACUGUGCUGCCUCCGCCUGGCGAGUCUGAAACGAAGAAGAAAGACGUCGUCAAGCUCAUCCGCAAAGCCAAGAUCGAUGCCGCAAAGCCUGCCGCCCCUGCUGCUCAGGGUGAGGACUUUAUCUCGCUUAACUUCGACGAUGACUUUGCCCAAGACGAUAGUGAGGNNGAUGAAGGCGGCAUUUCUCUCUCUGCUUCUACCAGGAAUGAGCCUUCUCUUCCCCACAAGCCUUCCUUCAGUCACCUAGAUCAUCUUCAUCCUGACCGCAAUACUGCUCCACCCGCUCGUAUCGAAGAGUCCAAGGGUGUCAACAUGUCAGCGCCUGUACCUCUACCACGCCUUGAUGUCUGGCCCCCACCUGCAGAUGUACACGGUGACCCUUCAGGUCGCAGCCAAUAUCAUACCGGGGUUCAGAGACAAGAAGCCAAGGACGCAGUAGCGCCAGUUCGAAAGGAGAGCAACAAGAAGCGCAAGCGUCGUGAUGAUGUGACACUUGGCGACACCAUUGAGGAAUGGAAAGCUCCUGAAGGCACUGAUCCUGCUCCCUGGUUUGCCAACAAACUUCAAGGUCACCGUGCUGAACAGUGGCUCCACAACGAGAUUCUUGACUUCUACGACUACGUCAAGCCUCGCGACUUCGAAAAUCAGGUCCGUGAGGACCUCGUCAAACGCAUCGAAAUUGCGGUCAGAAAGUCAUUCCCUGAUCUGAAUGUUCGUGCUUUCGGAUCCUUCGCUUCUGGCCUCUAUCUGCCCACCGCUGAUAUGGACCUCGUUGCCUGCUCAACUCGGUUCCUAAACGGCGGCUACGCAAACCCACAGCCGUCGAAAAGUUGGAUGUAUAAGUUUGCCAACUGCCUCAAGAGAGCUGGGAUUGCCAUUGAGUCGUCAGUGACUAUCAUCGCAGGCUCCAGAGUACCUCUGGUCAAGUUUGUCGAGAAAGUGACUGGCUUGAGGGUUGAUGUUUCGUUUGAGAAUGAUAGUGGACUUCUCGCCAACAACACUUUCCAGGUUUGGAAGGAGCGAUACCCCGCCAUGCCUAUCAUCGUAUCUCUGAUCAAGCAAUUCCUCGUCAUGAGAGAUUUCUCCGAGGUCUUCAGUGGUGGCAUUGGUGGUUAUUCGGUUAUCUGCCUGACCAUCACCAUACUCCGCGUCCUUGAGGAUCGUAAUGGCGUUGAUUGGGAUCCCAUGCAAAGCCUGGACACCGUUCUGAUGACUUUCUUUGUAUACUAUGGUAGAGAUUUCGAUGUCCAUAACCAUGGUAUCCAGAUGGAGCCAUGGAACAUCGUCACAAAGAAAUCGUGGAGAAAUGCCAAAGGCCAGCCAUCUAAGCAUGAUAGACUCCUUAUUAUCGAUCCCAACAACUACACCAACGACAUUUCCGGAGGCUCGAGUGCAGUUAUCAAAAUCUUCGAAAGAUUCGCAAACGCUUUCAGAGAGCUCAACAUCUGUAUGUCUGAUGCCGAAGACUCGCAUAAGGACAACGGCGAUGUUAUCAGCAUCCUUGAACGUGUGUGGGGUGGCAACUAUGCGCUCUUCGAAGCUCAGCGUUCCCGUCUGAGAGCUGUAUGGCAGCAGAAUAUGGCAAGGUAUGCUGCUAUGCACUCAAGAACCAGAACAUAUCAGUAA